This is a messenger RNA of Kwoniella shivajii, 756 nucleotides long. RefSeq lists its product as uncharacterized. Lineage: Eukaryota; Fungi; Basidiomycota; Tremellomycetes; Tremellales; Cryptococcaceae. Gene Ontology annotation, cellular component: mitochondrial matrix. The transcript is spliced from 6 exons. Gene Ontology annotation, biological process: cytosolic ribosome assembly. Bases 1 to 756 code for a protein of 251 amino acids. The record is from RefSeq and is a predicted model, not a curated record.
AUGUCUUUCAGAGCUAUUCGACCUGUCCUUCGAGCAUCCACCAAUCUCGCCGCUCGACGAAUCGCCCCUGUCCUUCGACCUAUGGCUGUGAGAUCCUUUAGCUUGACUACUAGUCGAAUGCGUAAUGGGGAGACCGACUCCACUCUCGCAUCAGCUUUAGCGGCAGAACAUAGAUUCGAAGUAGAGAACGCUGCUCAAUUACCUGAAGUACCAGCUUUCGUCGAACAAUUUAAGACUCAAGGUGUAUGGGAAAUCCAAGAUAUCCCAGGGGAAGACGAUGUUACUUUGACCAGGAAAUUUGGAAAUGAGACCUUGACGCUCACAUUCCAAAUCUCCGAUCUUGACUCAUUUACUGAACCUCCACUUAUUGAAGGUGAACCUGCUGAAGAGAUUGAACCUUCUGGACCCACCUCAAUAGCCUGUUCUUUGGUAAUCACUAAAUCAGCUACCCCUGGCUCAUUAAUGGUCGAUCUUGAGACGUGUGAUGAAGGUUUCGAAAUCACAAAUAUCGCUGUGUACGAGAAAGCUUUAGCUGAAAAAGAUGGUGCUGAAGGUGAUUGGGAAAGAAGAAGUAAAUACAUGGGACCUCAAUUCGAUCACCUAGAUCAAGCCGUACAAGAAGCUUUCGGUGCUUACCUUGCUGAACGAGGGGUUGAUGAGGCUUUGGCCGACUUUGUACUCUCAUACUGUGAGCACAAGGAACAAAAAGACUACGUAUCUUGGUUAGACGCAGUUCGAGGUUUCGUCGAGCAAUAG